AUGGCGAGCAAGAACAAAGUUCCCGUACCAGCCAGCAUGAAGGUGCCAAAGCCUGCCACCAAUCCGCCGAAGGGAAUGCAGACACUGGGCUCGGGCAAUUUCGAGAUCAAGCAAGCUCCUGGAAAGGGCGUGGGCAUGUUUGCCACCGCGCUCAUCAAGACAGGAACUGUCAUCUUCGGGGAAGAGGCGCUCUUCGUAUUCAAAGGACCGUUUGACAUCGAUGAGAAGAUGGUCAAGCGCGCGUACAACGACUUGCCGCCAUGGAAGAAGGCGAUCUUUGACCAAUGUCGCCACGAUUCAACUCACAGACCAGAGCGCCAAAAGGCUCUGUACAAAGCUUCGUCAUUCAACUGCACCUGCGAGCUCUGCACCGCUCCGCCCAAGAAACGUCUGAUCAGUGACACGCGUCGCCACAUGCUCCGUCAUCUCAGCUAUUGGCUGCGCAAGGGCGAUAUCCACGAUGCCGCGAACGAGCUCCAAGCCCCGCCACGCGACAUCGAAAUGCUCAAGAACGGAGCCUACACCCUGCUAUACGCCAUGCUCCUUGAAGAGGAGGACAUACUGCACGGCAACGAUGCCUACGAGGCUUGGGCCCUCGCCGCAUGGCACGUCUUCAACACCUGCUACCACAACGCCAAGUCUGAGCGCAUCCGCCCUCACGUGCUUCGAGACAGAGAGAUGCACACGUGGAUGCAGAAGGCGAUCAAGAGUGCCAGGAGUCCAUAUGGCGAGACAAACUUGCAGGCAGAAGCGGGACUUGUGUGUGUUCGCGACCAUGUGCGCUCGCAUGAUGUUUGUGGAGCCGACGACGGGAUGCAUUCAGUGGGACGUGAUGGACUGGAUGGAGGGGGUCAUUACAUGUACUUGAGCACGAGGAAUUAUAACAUCUUCUCGACGUGUCCGCCGGGUUCGGAUAAGCAGCCUCCAGCUAUGGCGCGGUGUCCGACUAUGUGA
Molecule: messenger RNA, 954 nt
Organism: Fulvia fulva
Lineage: Eukaryota; Fungi; Ascomycota; Dothideomycetes; Mycosphaerellales; Mycosphaerellaceae
Exons: 3
Coding region: 1-954 (317 amino acids)
Source: RefSeq, a predicted model, not a curated record